Molecule: messenger RNA, 4323 nt
Organism: Scylla paramamosain (green mud crab)
Lineage: Eukaryota; Metazoa; Arthropoda; Malacostraca; Decapoda; Portunidae
Exons: 5
Coding region: 533-1426 (297 amino acids)
Biological process (GO): negative regulation of phosphatase activity
Molecular function (GO): phosphatase binding
Source: RefSeq, a predicted model, not a curated record
GAAAUCGUAUGUAAGUGAAAGGAAAAUGUGCAGUUUGAUGUUUAAUUAAUGAUUAUGAUGGAACUUUACUUAUAAUAUAGAAAGAUGCUUAAAGACAAAACACUUUUAUGGCAUAGUAACAGUAUUAUGAAAUCAAGAGGCAAAUCAAAUGAAAACAAUUUCUUGCACGAUAUCAAGGACUGUAGUGAUAGCUGAUCUAUUUUGAAACCUUCUGCCGAGAUUUUUUUUUUUUUCAAUUUCCCAUUUUUUAAAGAAACCAGGUUUACUCAAAUACUAAAGAAAUAUCUGAUAAGAAAAAAGAACGUGUGUGUGAGCUAAGGAAAACAGUGAGCAUUGCCAUGGUUACCGCGUCACGUGACGACGCCGCGGUGGCGAGCGUUCCCACGUCGAGCAAAACAGACAGGAGUGGCGCAGGAGCAACGCUCUGAACCUUCCUUGCGCACAGGCAGGUGGUGGCUCUCAGCGGGGAACCGGCAAGGUUUGAGCUCGGGCUGAGAAAGACGAAAGGGUGUUAGCAUCAUAAUGUGCAACAAUGGCUUCUGACAACUUGUUCCCGAAAUCUAAGAGCUGGGUGUGGAAUGAGCACCGCGGGGAGCUGGUCAAGAUAAGACAAGAUGGACGCCCUGCCAGUCCCUCAGCCUCGUCUUCCACUUCCCGCCGCCUCUCCCCGCAGCCUGGCCAGAAGCAUCCCAGCAGGGAGGCGGCGGCGUCGAAGCGGGUGGUGGAGGCGCAGUAUGGGCGGCUGGAUCUCGUCGAGUGGGAGUGUGACGCGGAGUCCCCCGUCACCUUCCAGGACUGCGUCAAGGUCGCCCUCCACUUGCAGGCGCUGGAAACACCGAUCUCCAAGCUGUUCCUCGAGGUGGUCAGGCUGGAGAAGGUACAGAAGCUUCUCCGAGGUCUGGUGGAGUACUUUGCGGAGCUGUUCGUGCAGGCGGACUUAGUGCAGGCCAUCGUGCCCCCAGCCGUGGCCAACCAGCGUCUCUUGCAGCAACGGUGGGAGCGGCACCUCACCCAAGUGCUGCACCCCCUCUCCGCCACCUACGUGCAGCUCAUCCUCGGCCACGGACUCAACCACCUGCACCACAUGAAGCGUGGCCGCAGCCUGAAGAGCCUCGGGGUGCGGGACAACCAGAUCUUCGAGCGGCUAUACGAGCUGGCCGAGCUGCUGGUGUGGGUCACCUUCCGGCGCAGGGACAGACCAGUCAUCCACGCCGAGGUCACCAGGCUCUUCCGCGGCGCCCACCACAACCACCAGCAGCAGCAGCACCAGCAGGGCGACGAUGUGGCUAACGACCCCUCCUUCGCUGCCCCCGCCGCCCCCAUCACCAGGAGAAGGACCAAGAGGGGCCCGCCGCUGUCAGGUCAGUGGAGGGACACAACACAUGGUGGGAGUUUGACUGCUGGUAACUUGUAUGACCUUUCUUGAUCUCAGUUCUCCUCCAGUUUCAGUCUUGUGUCUUUCUUUGAGGGAAAAAUGUUGGUGUCAUUAACAUGUAUCCACUCUUCUUGAUCACAGUUUUCUUUCGACCUUAGUCUUGUGGCCUUUUCUGAGAGGAAAUUUGAUGUCAGUAACUUGUACCCACCUUUCUUGCUCACAGCUCUCCUUCCAUCCAUGCCAGUCUUAGUCAUUGCACAAUACCUCGUUUUUGUGCCCUUUUUUUAGGUGAAAUUUGGACCUCAGUAACUUGUAUCCACCUUUCUUGGUCCCGGCACUCUUCCCUUAGUCUUCACGCCGUACCUUGUUUAUGUGUCUUUUUGAAGUGAAAAUUUGGAUGUCAGUAACUUGAAUCCAUCUUUCGUGGCCUCAGUUCACUUAAUCUUAGUCUUGACGCUAUGUGCUUCGUUUUUCGUGGACUGAGGAGAGGAGACUUGUCGUUUUUUCUCUCGCCUUUUCCCUACGAGUCUCCUUCAGUUGUUUCUGUCCAUUGCAUCGUCCUCUGUGACUCCCAGCCUUUGCAGUUUCAUCCCUCCCAGUUUAAAUCGCAGUUCCACCCCUCCAUCUCACUUCGUCUUCCCCUCGAUCUCCUUCCCUCAACUAGUUUUUUUUUAAGCCAUUGAAGACAAAAUAUCCUGAGGUGUCUGACAAACUCUCCGUAACUCACUGCGACGGCAACACCUCACGGGCGCCGCUACGAGAAUCCGCGCUCGUCUACAGCUUACGAAACGCUCCCUAUUGAUAAAACCUGAUGGAAAUUGUGGGAAAUAUAUGUUCGCAAUCUUAUUUUCUCUUCCCCUCGUAAUGGAAAGCCCUCUGAAAAUUCCCUUAUACCUUCCCCUGUACCAGUCCAUCCCUCUCCUGUUCCUGUCACCCCCUGUACCAGUCCCGACUCCCUCUAUCCCUCUCUCCAAUCCCUUCCCUCCUCCUCCUUCUAUCCCAUUGCCUCGGCCUAGCGCGCGAGACAAGUGUGCAGCGUGACGGGCAUAAGCGAACGCGGGAAAGGAGCGAGCAGCUGUAAACAUAAGAUGAGUAGAUUUAAUAUUCUACUGGAGAACGUGACAGAGGGAGGAAAGCUUGUGUGUGUCUGUGUGUGUGUGUGUGUGUGUGUCAGGGGAGCAGCGCGUGUCAAUCAGUGGGGAUUGGACUUGUACGUGGAAUUAAUUGAUGAAGCGCAAUUAUGGAGUUAAUCACCUAAUUAUUGUCAGUUAGGUGUGAUUAAAACUUUUGUGAAAUACAUUUUUAGAGUUGUAUGUGUGUAUAUCUUCAAUAAUGGGAGAGAGAGAGAGAGAGAGAGAGAGAGAGAGAGAGAGAGAGAGAGAGAGAGAGAGAGAGAGAGAGAGAGAGAGAGAGAGAGAGAGAGACUCCCCCUUCCUUAUUUCCACCUCUUUUAAGUAAUCAUUCCAUAACCAAAACAAACGAGCCAAUGAAUAAAUACAACGUUCUUAAUUUAGCGUGAAUAGUGCUUAGUCCAGGUGAGGGAAGGCAGGAGGGAAGAUAUUACACUCUAUUUGACAUUACGUGAGCUGCCUCAGUGCCUCACCUCCCCAGUCCCUCUCCCUCAGUCCCUCUCUUUUCUCUCUCUCUCUCUAGCUCUCUCUCUCUCUCCCGUCUGAAAAGGUGCCUCUCUCUAUAUCUUGGCUGUUUCGCUUCCUUUCAUCGAGCGAUUUUCAUAUAUAGAUGCAGUGUUCAGGAUUCUGUACGUCUGUCUGUCUGUUUCUCUCUCCUGUCUAUAUCCUUCUCCCAUUCCGUCAGUCCGUCACUUUAAGCUAGGAUUGGUAUGCUUCUGUCUAUCCUUUUGUCAGUCCGUCGGUUAGUAGCAGAAUUCUCUCUUCCUCGUCUCUUUUCUUCAGCCAGUCUCUCUGUUCAUUCCUCUUUCUCUAUGUUUUUCCGUCCUUCCGUACAUCCAGUCGUUAGUCAGUCAGCCAAUCAGUUAUCAGUUAUUAUUAGUGUCUGUCAGUAUUCUCUGUCUCAUCUCUAUAAUUUUGUUUGUCUCUCUUUGUUCCCCCUCCCUUUCUCAGUCAAUCAGUCCCUCCCUGGAACUCAACUUCAAAGCUUGGACACCCUCGUCUCUGCAUCUCAAUCACUCCCACCCACGUCACUGCUACCCAUACACGUCACCAGCUCACAUCCUCAACGAUACACACACACACACACACAGUCACUCACCUUACACGUCAUAUUCUAUUUGCAGCUUCCACAGUCAGUCCUAAAGAAUAACAAUAUAUUUUUACCAAUUUUUUCUCCGGUCAUUCCUUUCCUCUUUUCCUUUCUCUGGCCUCCCCUGCCCGCCACCCCACCCACCGCUUAAGAGUAGCUCCGUGUACUGCCUUCCCUUUGAUCUCCCUUCUUCACGUUGCAAGAUGAGCUUACUGAUUCUCAACAGCUCGCCCCUCACAGCCCUGCAACGUCAACGGAGAUGGUAUUAAGAAAUUAGGUUGAGAUUUACUGUAUACCCCUCUCACUUUGAUAUACAGUGAUUUUAAACAGUAAAAGCACUGUGUACGUUCUUUACGAAAACUUAGGAAUAUGAAAAAAGAAGAAACGAGGGAUUUAAAGAACUGUUUUUUUUUUUUUCACUGCCCAGUCAGUAUAACGAAGGAUAAUUUGUCUGGAUGCUUUGCGAUGUGAUGUGUCAGGUAGCAGUACAUUCAUGAUGAAAGGGAGUAGGAGGAAGGUUUUAGGGAAAGAUGAGGUCAGUGUAAGGUGUGCCAUUAGGAAGGAUGUGGAAAUAGUAGGGUAAAUAGAAUAGCUGAAGAUAAGAGGAUGGAAAUGAAGAAAAUGAAACCAACAAAUAAGAGAGAGAGAGAGAGAGAGAGAGAGAGAGAGAGAGAGAGAGAGAGAGAGAGAGAGAGAGAGAGAGAGAGAGAGAGAGAGAGAGAGAGAGA